Molecule: messenger RNA, 944 nt
Organism: Apodemus sylvaticus (European woodmouse)
Lineage: Eukaryota; Metazoa; Chordata; Mammalia; Rodentia; Muridae
Product: SH3 domain-containing kinase-binding protein 1-like
Exons: 6
Molecular function (GO): protein binding
Source: RefSeq, a predicted model, not a curated record
UGAAUCAUCCUGAUGUGUCAAUCACCUUAUUCUAUCUGCAGACAAUUGGGAAGAAGUUACCUCCAGCUACAUCAACUCCAGACCCAUCGAAGACAGAGAUGGACAGCAGGACAAAGACCAAGGAUUACUGCAAAGUAAUAUUUCCAUAUGAGGCACAGAAUGAUGACGAAUUGACAAUCAAGGAAGGAGAUAUAGUGACUCUCAUCAAUAAGGACUGCAUCGAUGUAGGCUGGUGGGAAGGAGAGCUCAAUGGCAGACGAGGAGUGUUUCCUGACAACUUCGUGAAGUUACUUCCACCAGACUUUGACAAGGAAGGGAAUAGACCCAAGAAACCGCCACCUCCAUCGGCUCCUGUCCUCAAACAAGGGGCAGGUACCACAGAGAGAAAACAUGAAAUUAAAAAGAUACCUCCUGAAAGACCAGAAACACUUCCAAACAGAACAGAAGAGAAAGAAAGACCAGAGAGAGAGCCAAAACUGGAUUUACAGAAGCCCUCUGUUCCUGCCAUCCCACCUAAAAAGCCUCGGCCACCUAAGACCAAUUCUCUGAACAGACCUGGUGCGUUGCCUCCAAGAAGACCUGAGCGACCAGUGGGUCCACUGACACACACCAGGUACUGCCAUGUUCCCACAAAGGGGCAUGGGAUGAUCACAGGAAUUGGCCAAGGGAUGGGAAUCGAGCUUUGUCUAAAGAUUCCAGCCAUUUUUUCCAGUGAGGAAGUGGUUGCAAGAGCAAGCACAGUGUGGGUUUCAGGGUCAAUAGAUGAGAACUGGCACAUGUCGCCCAGAGCCUGCUCAAAGCCAGGGCAUUUUCCUGGGAUUUGUCAGAACAAGGCUAGCUGCCUUGCAGACUGGAGAUGUAGGUGGUAUACUCUUCUUCAUCUCCUAGAUGACAUCUUUGCAUGCCUCUCUUAUGGCUAUGUCUUCUAAAUCCAGCUAUUCUGU